UUGAAACGUCUUCCGCGGACGACAGAGCCGAGAACAAACGCGAUCUAAUCAAUUCGCUUAGCCUAAAAGAUCUAAGAGGAUUCACGAUGCCAAGACCGAGUGUGAUUCUCAUUGUUUUCCUGGUUUGCUUCCGAUUUGUGACACCCAGCAGCACGGACGAUACGCUAGAAGCUUUGCCAACGACAGCUGAAACAGUCAAAAGGAAAUACAACAAUUACAAAAAGCCGGAAUCCAAACCCAAACCUUCUUGGAGUCAUAAAGAUCCUGAUGCUUGGCCUGUUAAAUAUCCAACCUGCGGAGGUAAACAGCAGUCUCCAAUUAACAUCCAUCCCAACUCGACUGUCCGGACCACAUACCCGAAUUUCAAGUUCCACAACUACGGGGACAUCGAUCGGAUGGCGUUGAUUAAUAACGGACAUAGCGCGGCCUACAAUUUGCCGGCUUACUAUCCCAAAAAGAAAACGCCGCACAUCACGGGCGGCGGAAUGGAUGGCAUUUACCAGUUUGCUCAAAUCCAUCUGCACUGGGGUAGUGACUCUACCAAAGGCAGCGAACAUCUCGUCAAUUCCAAAAGCUAUCCGGUAGAACUGCAUCUGGUUCACUGGAAUGUCAAGUACGGAUCCUUCGCGGAAGCUAGUAAAUACUCGUACGAUGGUCUGGCCGUCUUGACAGUUUUUGCCAAGGUGGUACCGGAAGACAACAAAUAUUUCCAUCCUCUGGUUGAACAACUCGGCGAGAUCAUCAAUAAUGGCGACGAAACGAUUGUCAAGAAACCCAUUUCACUUUAUGAAUUGCUGCCCAGAAGGAUUUCGUCGUUUUAUCGCUAUUUUGGCUCCGUGACUACUCCCGCCUGCCAGGAACUCGUCAUCUGGACCAUUUUCGAUAAUCCGAUCGAGAUUUCAGAAAAACAGUUGAACAAGUUCAGGAGUCUGAAAGACGAAGUCGGCGAUCGUAUGGUGAACAACUUCCGUCCGCCGCAGCCGGUGAACGACCGCACCGUAUUCUACAGAUCGUUCAGUGUACCCGACAUACCCUUAUCUCACCCGCCCUCAGUUAACUCUUAUUCCCCGUUUUCGGAAGCGUACAAGUGGAGUAAGGCGACGUUCAAAAAUUAUGCAACGCGAUUUCUGGGCAUUUUCGAUCAUCCUUAUCCCCAUCGCUACAAUUCCUGUCGAUCUCGGCCGUGUUGAUUCCGCCACACAAUUUCCCGCGUAAAACGUAAAGCCUCACUUCAAAAUGCCACAAAAAAUCGACAAUUUGGUACAAUUUUUCUAUUUUCUACUGCCGUAGUGAACGAGUUGAGCUUUUUGUGAUAUGAGAAUGCGGAUGAAUACGACUGGAGAAACAAAAUACAUGUCAAAAAAGGUUGGAUGUGUCCUCAUUCUAAACGAAAAAUGUUCGACAAAAGACUUGCCGAACGAUGUCUGUAUGGUACGACGGACCCCAUGAAUCUAGGGAAAUCCCCUCUCAAACUUGACACACUUAUUAUUACUGGCGACGUGCACGAUCCCACGUCAUAUUCCACCCCUCCCUCCAUCUCAUGUUAUUUCUAACAGCCGUCAAAUAUCAUUUCCGGAUGUCUGUGACCUGUAAAUCUUCAAAACAAGGCCGAAUUUUACAUUAUUAAUUCAAGAAUGUUUCCAGUUUGGGAGAUUAGAGAGCUCUUUAUAAUGGAUUUUACUUCGCUUGAUGACGUACUGUCA
Molecule: messenger RNA, 1703 nt
Organism: Daphnia pulex (common water flea)
Lineage: Eukaryota; Metazoa; Arthropoda; Branchiopoda; Diplostraca; Daphniidae
Product: carbonic anhydrase 2-like
Exons: 8
Coding region: 87-1190 (367 amino acids)
Cellular component (GO): plasma membrane
Molecular function (GO): carbonate dehydratase activity; zinc ion binding
Source: RefSeq, a predicted model, not a curated record